Messenger RNA from Lucilia cuprina (Australian sheep blowfly), 464 nucleotides. Its product is annotated as cuticle protein 38-like. NCBI's taxonomy places the organism in Eukaryota, Metazoa, Arthropoda, Insecta, Diptera, Calliphoridae. The record is from RefSeq and is a predicted model, not a curated record. The transcript has 2 exons. The coding region runs from base 35 to 415 and encodes 126 amino acids.
AAACAAAUCAUUUCCAACAAAAAACUUUAACAAAAUGUUCAAAUUCGCUGUUGUCAUCUUCGCUGUCAUUGCCUGUGCUGCUGCCAAACCCGGUUUUAUUGCUCCUUUGGCUUACACUGCUCCCGCCGCUGUAGUGGCUGCCCCAGCUGGUGUUGUUACUGCUACCAGUAGUCAAUAUAUUGCCCGCAACCAUAAUGGUAUUGUCUCUACUCCUGUUGUAGCUCCAGUUGCUACCCCUGUUGUUGCCAAGACUGUUGCUUAUACUGCUCCUGUAGCUGCUGCUUAUACCGCUCCUGUUGUAGCCAAAUACGCUGCUGCCUACAAUCACCCCUUGACUUACUCCGCCCCUGUUGUUGCUAAGUACGCUGCUGCCUACUCUCAUCAUUUGGCCUACUCUGCUCCUGUUUUGUUCUAAAAACCUAUCUUACGGCGAAUUUAAAAUGAAGUGAUGAAAAAUAAACAAA